Messenger RNA from Necator americanus (New World hookworm), 1968 nucleotides. RefSeq lists its product as uncharacterized. NCBI's taxonomy places the organism in Eukaryota, Metazoa, Nematoda, Chromadorea, Rhabditida, Ancylostomatidae. The transcript is spliced from 18 exons. Gene Ontology annotation, cellular component: cytosol. Gene Ontology annotation, biological process: cellular response to glucose stimulus; response to lipid; response to starvation. Gene Ontology annotation, molecular function: phosphoenolpyruvate carboxykinase (GTP) activity; manganese ion binding; GTP binding. Bases 1 to 1968 code for a protein of 655 amino acids. The record is from RefSeq and is a predicted model, not a curated record.
AUGAGUGCUCGGCUACACUACAAGAAGAGAGUGACUAAUUGCGACUACUGCGCUUAUCCUCACACGACAGUCAAUGAGGUGCGCUCAGUGUCCGUACCGAGCUUUUGCAAAACGGACUUAAUCAUAGAAGGAUAUGGAACGAUACCGGUGUUGAACGGUGACCCCAAAUGGCUGCCGACGAAGGUUAAGACGUUUGUUGGAACACAAGCUAAACUAAUGCGACCGGCGGCAAUUCACAUUUGCAAUGGGUCAUUCGGGGAAGCGGAGUAUCUAGCAACCGCCUUGGAGAAGAAAGGCGAUCUAGAAAAACUAACUGCAUACGACAACGUAUUCGUCGCUCGGACUGAUCCAUCAGACGCAGAAGAAAGACCGACGUUCAUAUGCUCUAAAAAAAGGAGUGAUGUGGAAUUCAGAAGACAUUCAACAUCAUCAUGGACCUUUCCACAUUGGAUUUCACCAACAAGAUUUGCUUAUGAGAUUGAAUCGCGAUUUCCCGGAUGCAUGCAGGGAAGGAUAAUGUAUGUCAUACCAUUUUCCAUGGGGCCUAUUGGUGGACGAUACUCAAUCAAUGCUGUUCAGUUAACGGAUAGUGCCUAUGUUGUUCUUAACAUGAGAAUAAUUACAAGAGUAUCUUCUUCCAUAUGGGACGCCAUCGGGAAUGCAGAUUUUGUGCGUUGUGUUCAUUCUGUUGGGCGACCACGACCAGUUACAGUUCGACUCAGCUCUAAUUGGAUAUGCAACACAGACCAGUACUUUCUUGCCCAUCGACUUGUGGAGAAUGAUGUUUGGUCAUACGGUUCUGCCUUUGGACAAAAUUCUUUUCUUGGUAAGAAGUGCGUGGCACUUCGAUUAGCGAUGUAUCGCGGCUGGAAAGAGGGAUGGCUGGUGCUGAAUGCAGCUAUUGUUGCCGUGAAAGGACCUUCCGGUAAAGAAAUAUUCGGUUGUGUGUCGCUUCCAAUAGGUGCAGGGAAGACACAGUUCGCUACAAUGACUCCUGCUAUUCCAGGAUGGCAAGUUCGCAUGCUUGGAGACGACGUUUCGUGGAUCCGUCGUGUUCCUGAGGGCAAGCUACGUGCGCUAACACCUGAGAAUGGGAUUUUCGGUUGCGCUAUAAACAUAUCUUCGAAAAAUGGAGAGAACGUGCUGAAAAUGCUUUCGAGAAAUGCAAUGCUGGUAAAUUGUGCUUCAACAAGCAAGGGACGCUUUUACUGGGAAGGUCUUGAAAGUCUUCUUGAUAAGGAGGAACGCAUCACUGACUGGAGACGAGAGAACUGGAAUGCCGAUCAAAAGAGGAUGCCAACGCAUAUGAACUGCCAUUUCACUGCGUUCACAAGCGCUGCCCCAAAUGUUCAUCCUGAUUGGGAGAGAACCGCAGGAGUACCCAUCAGCUUCAUAAUUUUUGGGUGCAUGCGCACUGACGAAAUGCCACUGGUUUAUGAAACUGAGUCAUGGGAGCAUGGUGUAAUAAUGGCGGCCGGAAUUCGUACAGCGUCUCGUAGCCCUCUUGAUGUGCCGAGUUCCGCACUUGUGCAAGACCCAUUUUGCAUGAGAACGUCAAUGUCAGUCAGCUUCCCUAGCCUCAUACAACACUGGUUUGACAUAAAACAAAAAGCGCGAGAGGUGCCAAAAAUUUUUAUGGUCAAUUGGUAUCAAGAAGGCAAAGAUGGAAGGACUAUUUGGCCAGGUUUCGGAGACAAUAUUCGUGUUUUAGAGUGGAUUUUUAAUAGAUGUUCUGCACCGAAUGAGACCGCAGCCGUAUCUUCACCAAUAGGACUACUUCCAGAAAAGUUAAAUAUCGAGGGACUUAAAGUUGAUCUCCACGCCCUACUCAAAGUACAAAAACAAUUUUGGACAAAAGAAAUCACACAAAUUUACUCGUUCCUCUCUGCAGAAAUGGGGAAUCAAAAAUCACCUGUCAUUAGAACAAUACUCGCAGACAUAGCUAAACGUGUCGCUGAGAUGAAGUGA